GGCUUCAUCCACCACACGGCUGCAUUGGUGCUGCGCUUCCCGCAGCUCGUGCAGCUCUCCCGAUACUUCACGUCAUGCACGUCGGAAGGACUAAAGAGAUGCACGGUUUGGCGAUCAAGCUUUAUAUCUGGGCGCCUCCCAUUAUGUUCAUGAAGCUCGGACGAAUACUGCGCUGGCCUGGUAGCCUUGCCCAUUAUUCGGUCCUGGCUGGUAUCAGGAGAGUGAAAUCUCUGGGAUCUCGCGGUCUCUAAUCCAUUUGACUGUCCCGUGCCUUGUUUUUUUUUUUCUCGCUCAUUCACAGCUGAGCUGUAUCGGGGUAGCCAAGAUUAUUGGCUGCUGACCCCUCCACACACCCUCGACACCCUUGUCCGCCUCGAUUCUGGUCUCGUCCAAUCCGAGCUGGCCCUUUUCGUUUGUGUUGGUCGGUCUUGUGCCAUACAUGCAAGCCAUCGGCAGAUCGCUUGACGUGAAAAAAAGCCCAGGAUCUAUCCGUUCCUCCUCAGCCUUGGUGGUUCUUGGAAGUACCAGUUUGCGUCAGCACAGCCGGGGUGCGUGUUGCAUUACUAGAAGAGAGACGUUUGCACCUCUUGGAGUGUCUGGCCGACUUGGACUCCUCCGUCUUCCUUCAAAUUAUACCCCUCUACAGUCGAAUGUUCGCUGUCGCCCCCACCCACAGUCUUGUACACUGCCGGGGACUCUACAGUCAGCAUGGCGGGGAUUGUCAAUAAGCCUCUGGGCAUUUUCCGCCGCCCAGAAUCCCCUAAGCCUCUCCAUAAUAGAUGGGGAGACGUGGAUAUCUCGGUGCCCACGGACGGCUCAUGGAACCAAUAUGACAACCCUCAUCGACCACCCCUAGAAAGACAAUCCUAUGGGCCCGGAUUCGUACCGGAUUGUUCACCGUCAGAUCGAGUCCACGGCACUUCAGGCAUCAAUACCACAAGAGAAAGUAUGCUGCGAAGCGGGGAGGCUGACGAAGACACCAAAAGCACCGCAACAAAUAGAGCCUCCAUCAUGUCUCCAUCGAGACGAAACUCACUUUCUCUUGGAGGGUUACGACCGAAAAGACUUUCUGUACGCCUUGCAUCUCGCCCGAAGCACCUAAGAGGUGAGGCGUCUCUGGAAGGGCCAAGCCACUAUGCAGAGCACAAGAAGGCCGAGUUUGCAUACAAACCAAUCCACCCAGAUUAUCCCACCGAAAUAUCUGACAAGGGCGAGCGAGCAACCCAUCGCUAUCGCUACAUUCCCACAAAGGGGCGGUACCUCGAGAAUAUCCCCUCCCCCCGAAGUCCACGGAGCCAAUCAGCCACGUCUUUCCGCGGCUCCCAUACUCGUCGAGACUCGCUUACCGAGUUUCCAGAAAUUCAGGAACGGGAGCGCGGUCGUGAACAGGCUAGGCUCAACUCGCGACAGAGUUACUACCCAGACGACGACCGCCAAAGUGUGCGAUCGAGUAUCGCCGGUAGCUCUGACAGUUCUGGCUCUGGUUCUGGGUCUAGAAUGAGUAUUGGAUUACCGCCGAGACGUAGGACUUCGCCGUUUGUCGCAGCGGAUCAGAAGAGGUCGUCGUCUCUGAAGCCGAUGACUUUGGCGAUGGUACCUGAUCCCGAGGACCUAUAUGAAUGAUGGAUGAUCGAUUUCAACAAUUAAUGACCAGAGUGGCCUUGUGCGAUAACGGCUGUUUACUCAUUGCGGACUUUGUGCUUGGCAUUCAAGGCGUUGGGAACAUGGAUGGCGUUUUCGGUAUAUCUCGACAUUAUAAGUCGACAGAUUGCAAUCAAUACUAUUUCUUUCUCACUC
Molecule: messenger RNA, 1797 nt
Organism: Penicillium brasilianum
Lineage: Eukaryota; Fungi; Ascomycota; Eurotiomycetes; Eurotiales; Aspergillaceae
Source: the annotation of a GenBank genome assembly